Epinephelus moara (kelp grouper) is the source of this 5392-nucleotide messenger RNA. RefSeq names its product selenocysteine insertion sequence-binding protein 2-like. The transcript is spliced from 18 exons. Gene Ontology annotation, molecular function: mRNA 3'-UTR binding; selenocysteine insertion sequence binding; ribonucleoprotein complex binding. The record is from RefSeq and is a predicted model, not a curated record. The coding region runs from base 181 to 2592 and encodes 803 amino acids. Gene Ontology annotation, cellular component: ribonucleoprotein complex. Lineage: Eukaryota; Metazoa; Chordata; Actinopteri; Perciformes; Serranidae. Gene Ontology annotation, biological process: selenocysteine incorporation.
AUCAGACUCAACUACGGCUAACAGCUAGCUGCUAACUGCUAUGCUAUCAAACAGGUUGCUUAGCCAACACACUGUUGCGAUUGGUAGAUAAAUGUAGCAGCGUUGUGACAGGGAAUCUGACAACACAUGGAAUAUCGAGUGAACAUGCGGACAUGUGACUGCGUGUAGGAAAACCUGAAGAUGGACAAGGAGAGCAAACUGUCAUCUGCUGUCCAGUCUCAUGACAACAAACAUCCGAGGAGGCAGGGAAAGGAGCCUGCUGAAACACACAUGAUGAUGUUCCCAAAUCCUUAUGUGUCCUACCAGAGUUUAAGAGGGAGCCGAUCAUCAGGUCAGAGCGCAAAGCAGAGUCCAUCAAAUGGAGUGACAGCAGGAAGAGGAGAUGUGUCAAGGAGUCAUGGCUACAGCAGCAGCCGUCGUGUUAGAGACACCACUGAUGAUUUUCUGCAGAGAGACAGGUUUACACGGGAUCCGCAAGCAAAGACAUCAAAAGGAAGCAGUGGCUCUCUGGUGCAAGGGGGAGUCAUGGGCAAAAUCUUACUGGAUUCACAGAAAAAAGGUUUUAGAGGUGCCAGAUCUGCCCCGAACUCUGCAGGCAAGUCAAAACCAGCACAGGAAGACUUGAUCCCGUUUGAAGUGAAGAUGACUGAUUUCCCGGAGCUGGCUGGUGGUUCCCUGGGCAGAGCUGGUCCUCCUCUUGUUCAGAAGGAGUGUUGGGGUCCAACUCAAACGCAAGCAUCAGCAUCUUCCUGGAGGUCUGUCAGCAGAGGAUCCCCAACACAGCCUGACCCCCAACAAGCUGCCAGUAACGCUAAGUCAGAUUCCUCCACUGCUUCACCAGGUCGGUCGGUGGUUACUUCCUGGGCUAAUGUUGCCUCCCAGCCUCCAAAGAAACCUGUCCCGAAAGAGAAGACAAUCAGCAGCAACCACAUGCAGGCGGAGGAAAUGGCAGCUCAGCAGGACGAGGGAGCUCCAGGGAAGAAAAAACGAAAGAAAAAGAAGAAGAAGGCUAAAGGUGCUGGCGAGGAUGCAGAAGCUGAGUCAGAGGAGCCAGUACUUUACCAGGAGCCUCCAAAAUUUGAGGAUGAAGAAGAGUUUCCAGGCUUGACUCCUGCUGUGACUGUGACUGAUAGAUUGAUAACAAGCAGCUAUGCAGCAAAACUAUGCAAUCAGGAAAACCAAAGAGAAGGUGUGCAGCAUCAGUCUGCCGACCAAACCAAGGACAAAUCAACUGCUGCAAAAUCUCAGCCUGCAGAGGCAGCGAAAAAAGGACAGAAAGCUGAAAAGGUAUCUGGGAAGAAGAGCAAAGCUCCUGUUCAGCUGGACAUCGGAAACAUGUUGGCUGCCCUGGAAAAGAAGCAGUCUCAAAAAGCCAAGCAGGACGCCAAGCCAGUCAUUCUCUCAGUUGGUGGAGGACUACCUGUUGUCCAGAAGCAGCCAUUAGUCCAGAAGAAGCCUCCCUGGCAGCAGGAUAAAAUUGCUCACAACCCCCUGGACUCCACCAGCCCUUUGGUGAAGAAAGGCAAGCAGAGAGAGGUACCCAAAGCCAAGAAACCCACUCCUCUCAAGAAGGUCAUUCUGAAAGAAAGGGAGGAGAGGAAACAGAGACGUCUGCUGGAGGAGAGAGGGCUGCUGCCUGAAGAUGAGUUCAAACCUGCUGAUGAUGAUGCAGAAGAAGAAGAAGAGCAGUGUGACACAAAUACUGCAGCCCCAGAUGAGGUUGGAAGUCCCACAGAGGAACUUGAUGAUGAGUCAGAAUUUAAUGGCACAAACGAGAUCGUGAAAGAGGGAGAUGAGGAGGCAGACAAAGACGAGAACAUAGAGCAAGAAAUCACCUUGCCUGUGCCCUGCCCAGCCAGUCGACCCAAAAUCCACAGCAGAAAGUUCAGAGACUAUUGCAGCCAGAUGCUGAGCAAAGACGUGGACGAGUGUGUAAAGGCUCUGCUGAAGGAGCUGGUCCGUUUUCAGGACCGCCUGUAUCAGAAGGACCCCAUGAAGGCGCGCAUGAAAAGACGCAUUGUGAUGGGGCUCAGAGAGGUCCUGAAGCACCUCAAACUCAGGAAAGUCAAGUGUGUCGUCAUCUCACCCAACUGUGAACGCAUCCAGUCCAAAGGAGGCCUGGAUGAGGCUCUAUACACCAUCAUCGACACAUGUCGUGAGCAGGGGGUGCCGUUCGUGUUUGCCCUCUCCAGGAAAGCUUUGGGUCGCUGUCUCAACAAGGCAGUGCCAGUCAGCCUGGUGGGCAUCUUCAACUAUGAUGGUGCACAGGACUUCUAUCAUAAGAUGAUCGAGUUGUCCUCUGAGGCCAGGAGAGCCUAUGAGGAGAUGGUGUCGAGCCUGGAGCAGAUAGGCCCGGCGGAGGCAGAGGAGGAGGGGAACACUGAGGAGGAGCUGCAGAUCAGUAGCCUGGCUGAGGAGGCUCAUCCCGAACCUGACGCCACACAGCCAGAGGAACCAGAGUACAUUAAAAUUUGGAAGCAAAUGUUGGAGAAGGAUUGCAACCACAAAUUUCUGAACUUUGAGGAGCAGCUGAGCUCCAUGCGCUUGGACAGUGAAUGUACUGAAAACACUGAUGAAGAUGAGAAGAGUUGACAGUGGUGAAUCCCUUUGUGCCUGAAAACAAUGUUAACCCACUCGUGCUGAAACUAGGAUGGACUUGAUCCCACAUGCAGAAAAAGAGCAAUGGAAGGUGCUCUGCUGCAGCAGUUCUUUACCUGGGGGUUUUGUCAGGAGAUAAUCUUGUUGCUAAUGUUUGCAAUGAAUUAUGAAUUCAUUUAUUUUCUUUUUGAAAAAAGUCAUAUUUUUGUGUUUGAGUUUAAGAUAAUUGGGCAGAGCUGUGUGCUUUAAGACUGUGUGUGGGUUACAAACUGGAGAGGUUUAAUCACUGACUCAUUCGGACCAAAUCACUCACUUGAAGAAAUCCCACAAUAUGAACUUUCAAUCAUGAUGUCUGUGAACAUGAGUAGAGGAUGUGUAGGGGGUUUAUGUACUGAAUGUGUGUAGAUUAGAAUAACAGCAGUGAUAUGAAAUUAUCAGGAGUGACGUCUGCCCUGGAGCCAUUAUGUCGCUUUUUUUUUUUCUUGUAAUCAGUUCUGUUCAGGUCAAAGUAUGUUACCGGCAUUUUUGUCUUUUCAUUGACACAGACAUUAGAGAGAUGUCAGGAAAUGCAGGGAGAGAAAAGGUGAAUCGCAACUUCCCAGCCAAACUUAACCUGCAGGCAUUGCAGUUACAUGGUCAGUGUCUUAAUAUGGGCUCAAAUGAGAUCCAGUAUGGUUUUAAGCUUGUGAAAUGAUGGUUGUUAUCACCCUUUUUAAAACUGGGGAAACUGUGAGAAAUUCAAGUUUGUGAACGUAGAAAACAUUUUAUUUUAUUGUGUUUUUGAGAAACUCAAAGCUUCCACAUUGCAUGACACUGUAGUUACAACCUGUACAGAAACACCAUGCUUUAGGCUGUUAAAGCAAGACCAAACAUUUGUACCCUUUAACUUAAGGCUGUGCCCCAAUUCCAUACCGAUUGCAAACAGCAUAUACUUUAUAUUAUUUUCAUUUUCUUGCUGUUUGCAUACAAGAAAACAACACACUAAAUUUAUACAAACAGGAAAUUAUACAAUACUUGUGCCAUUGUUCACACUGCAACUUUAAAAAUGCCAUUACUGACUUUAAGAUGUCCUAUGUGCAUUUCAUUGGAUUUUGGGGCGAUAGUGUACAUCAACAUGGAUUCGUUACUUUAGUGUUGCACAUAGUUUGGGAAGUUUGAGUGCUGAGUUUCUCACAGAGUUUUCUGCUUUUGAAUCUAUAUUGAGAUGUAACCCAAGUAUUUUUCCUAAGUGUUGAUGUGACCUUACUGUUGAUAUAAUUUGUGCACAGAUGUAUUUACUACAAAUCUUGCCGACAUAUUCACGUUUUUGCUUGCUUACAAAGACUGAUAUACAAGCACAGACUUCAGAAUUAUUUCUGAGCAUAAUUUCACAAACACAAAAUCUUACUGACCCUUAUUUGAGCCCACUGUCGUAAACCCUCCGAGGACACCAUGACACACCUAGGUUCAGUUUAGAGUUAAAAAAUGGAGAUAAACUUUUUUUUUUUUUUUUUUUGCAGAAGAAAUGAUAUCAUUUUUACAAGUAUGAUUUUUUUAAUCCUUAUUGCACUACAUAGCAGAGCCUGUGUUUUUUAUUUGUUUGAGACAGUACUACAUGUUGUAUGUAAUACUUACCUGUGAUUAGGUGUAAAUGGUUAACGUUUGAUUUUCUUUCAGUAGGAACACCAGCAAAAUAAUAUUAUCUGCUGUUAACUUUACUUUGUUAAAACGUUACUUUUGACCCACAUGGUGAGGAAAUUAAAUUAUGAAAUAGCAUAAUGAUAUAACAGGAGAAAUUACGGUAUCUAAAGUGCUAGGUGUCAAUCACACAUUAAAAGAGCCAAUAAAGGACAAAAUUUGAAAUGGGCAAAAUAAAUGACCAGAACUGAGAAUGUAAAGCAGAGAAGACAUUUGAUUGUGACUAUUGAGACUUGAGAAAUUGUUGAUAUAAACAUUUCAGUUGUGGAACAGUGAUUUUAUCAGAUGUGUGGUGAAUCUUAUUGUUAUUGGGAGUUGGAAUGGGAUGGGUUCAUGCAAGGUCAACCAGAUCACAUGCUGAAAUCUUUCUGAGUUAUGUCUUGGUACUAUUCUACUGGAAGGAGGAGGAGACGGUUGUUAGGACGUUGAUGAUGUGUUUUGACACGUUCAACAGGAUAAACAGCAUUAAUUAUUUCCUGCUAUGACAAGUUUAAGUGUAUCUUCACAGUCUUGCAUUUCAUGUGACUCUUACAGCAAAAGUUUGACAUUUGGGGAAAUGUACUCGUUUGCUUUCUGGUGGAGAGUUACUACAGCUAGCGUGUUUAUCUUCGCUUAGCUUAGUAUCAAGACUGAAAAUGAGCACAGCUUACAUGCACCUCUAAAGCUCUCAUAUCUCAUUUGUUUUGAAAAAAACGACUAUUUGCCGGUUUGUGGGAGGUUUAUGUGUGAGACUAUUCCUUGGCACUCAGGAGUUGCCAAGCAUUGCUGUUAGAAGUUACUGUAUGCGGCCAAGAAAUAGUCCCAAGUACUCCCACUAAAAUGGCAAAUUCUCACAAACAAACAAGAUAUAACAUGUCAAUUUGUGAGCUUAAGACUGUCAGGCUGUCUGUUUCUCCCUGUUUCCAAUUAUUGUGCUAAGCUAACCUAACCAGUUACCAGCUCUAGCCUUAAUUUUAUCGAACAGAAAUGGGAUAGAUAUAAAAUUUAUCAUCUGUUCUCCCCCAGAAAGUGAAUAAGCAUAAUUCCCUAAUUGUCUUCAGAUUUGUUUAAAUGCUCCGUAAAGUGGUUUUGCUCUUUUAUAAAUCCUUAAAUAUAAACUAAAUCUAAGAGGGAGUAU